AUGAGGCCCGGCACCCUGCCCCAGAAGCUCCGAUAUGCGCUGCAGUACUGUUCCGGCGAGGAUCCCGACUAUCCCGCGAGGGAGCUGCUCUACCACAGCCCCCACACGAGGGGAUGGCAAUCCCCCAGGUUCUGCAAGUACCCCCAGGAGGUGGUCAUACGCCUGGAAGGGCCCGCGCAGAUCCAACAGAUCCAGGUGCUGUCUCACGAGUACAAGAUCGCCACAAAAAUGGACAUACAUGUGGGCACACCGGUGCCCAGCGAGGGUGGAGCAGAGAGGGUGGAAUGGAAGCGCCUGGGCUACCUCAGUUUCGACAGCAACGAGCGCAGCGGGUACCUCGCGAGGGAGCUGAAGAGCGUGCAUGUCACAUCACGUGGCUCGCUUCUCCAGUUCUCAGCCCAUCGGUGCCACAUCAACAAACUCAACAUCUACAACCAGGUGGGUGUGAUCGCCCUCAAUGUUGUGGGGGAGGUCCUGCCCAGUUGCAACAGCCCACCAGGGCUCCUGGAGCUGCACCAACCCCCAAGGCCAGAGCCUCUGGUCUCAGGCCAAGCAGCCGCGGCGAUGGCCGAUCUCACUCUGGACGUCAACGUGGACCCCAUAACAGCUGCCAAGAUCCGUGACAUUGCAAGGCAGAAAGACCAGGCGGUGGCGCAGGAGGACUACGAUGCUGCAAAGCGGCUGAAGGGUGCAAUUGAGCGGCUGAAGGCGCUUGGUCAGAAGAUUGCUGCGCUGGAAGCUCGAAAGCGCACGGCAGUGGAUAGGGAAGACUAUGACACUGCGAAGCUCCUGAAGGCAGACAUCGACAAGUUGCGAGGGGCAGGGGAGGCGGCUGCGAUGGGCCCGAUUGUGGCCAAGGGGAAGAGGACAGACCCUGAGGAGAUCUUUAGCAGAGCGCUGGGGAAGAAAGGGUCUGGAAUGAGGAGGCUUCCAUCAGAGGCCGGCACAGGCGGGGAAGGCCUUGGGAAUAGGCAGGCCUCGGAGGUGGAUCCCCUUGGAGCCAUUGGCAAGGACUCGCCCACUGGUGCCCCUUACCAUCCUGUAGGUGUGUGGCUGAGAUGUCAAGUAUCAAAUAUGUGUUCUGCUAUCGGUGAUCGCUGA
Messenger RNA from Ostreobium quekettii, 1101 nucleotides. NCBI's taxonomy places the organism in Eukaryota, Viridiplantae, Chlorophyta, Ulvophyceae, Bryopsidales, Ostreobiaceae. The record is from the annotation of a GenBank genome assembly.